CGACGGCACGGCCAGGCAAGGGCGUCACGUUUGAGGCCCUGUUCUGUUCAGGCUUCCCUCUCGACAGCCCGCCUCGCCGAGCCAGGGAUGCUGGCGGCGGCUGCAGCAAGAGCAGGAGGUGCUGCUCUGAGGCGCGUCGGGGCAAGGGGGCUGCACUGGAGCGCGACGGCGGCGUCGGCGGCCGAGCCGGCGCACUCGCACUCGCACCCGCUGUCGGCCAACGAGGACUUUGACCUCACAGAGGACCAGCGCCAGUUCCAGCACGUGGCCGAAACGUUUGCUCGCGAGGAGCUGGCGCCCUACAGCGCUGACUGGGAUGCGAAGCACCACUUUCCCAUAGACACCAUCAAGCGAGCAGCCGACCUGGGAUUUGGGGGCCUGUAUGUGGGAGAGGAUGUGGGAGGGGCGGCCCUGAGCCGGCUGGACGCCGCCAUCAUUUUCGAGGCCCUGUCCUGGGGUUGCGUGCCCACCGCCGCCUACCUCUCCAUCCACAACAUGGUCUGCCACGUCAUCGAUCGCUACGGCACCGCACGCCAGCGUGGCGCAUACCUAACCGCGCUGACGUCCAUGGAGGCGCUGGCCUCCUACUGCCUCACCGAGCCCAGCGCCGGCUCGGACGCCUCGGCGCUCAAGAUGACCGCCAGGCGGGAGGGCGCCAGCGGGGACUACAUCCUCAACGGGGCCAAGGCCUUCAUCAGCGGCGGCGGUGUGAGCGAUGUCUACCUUGUCAUGGCGCGCACUGGAGAGCCUGGCCCCAAGGGCAUCUCCGCCUUCCUCGUUGAGAAGGGCACCAAGGGCCUGUCAUUUGGCAAGCCCGAGUCCAAGCUGGGAUGGAAUGCGCAGCCCACGACAGCCGUCAUGUUCGACGACGUUCGGGUGCCGUCCAAAAACCGCGUGGGGCAGGAGGGGGAGGGCUUCAAGCUUGCCAUGAAGGCGCUGGAUGGCGGGCGCAUCAACAUCGGCGCCUGCAGCAUUGGCGGCGCACAGUUUUGCCUGGACACGGCCCGCGAGUACACGCAGGCGCGGCAGGCCUUUGGCGGGCCCAUCUCGCAGUUCCAGGCCACGCAGUUCAGGGUGGCAGACAUGGCCACGUCAAUCCAGGCCUCGCGCCUGAUGGUGCGGCACGCGGCGGCAGCGCUGGAUGCGCACUCCCCCACCGCCACCAUGGAGUGCGCCAUGGCCAAGCGCUUUGCCACCGAUGCCUGCUACAGGGUCACCGACGAUGCGCUGCAGCUGCUGGGAGGGUAUGGGUACUUGAAAGAGUAUCCCAUCGAGCGGUACAUGCGGGACCUGCGGGUGCACUGCAUCCUGGAGGGGACCAACGAGGUAAUGCGCAUCAUCAUCAACCGGGAGCUGGACAAGCUGGACCCCAAAUGA
Chlorella variabilis is the source of this 1377-nucleotide messenger RNA. RefSeq lists its product as hypothetical. The coding region runs from base 88 to 1377 and encodes 429 amino acids. The record is from RefSeq and is a predicted model, not a curated record. Gene Ontology annotation, molecular function: acyl-CoA dehydrogenase activity; flavin adenine dinucleotide binding. Lineage: Eukaryota; Viridiplantae; Chlorophyta; Trebouxiophyceae; Chlorellales; Chlorellaceae. The transcript is spliced from 10 exons.